This is a messenger RNA of Hevea brasiliensis (rubber tree), 1014 nucleotides long. RefSeq names its product DNA polymerase epsilon subunit B-like. The annotation marks the transcript as partial. The record is from RefSeq and is a predicted model, not a curated record. NCBI's taxonomy places the organism in Eukaryota, Viridiplantae, Streptophyta, Magnoliopsida, Malpighiales, Euphorbiaceae. Gene Ontology annotation, molecular function: DNA binding. The transcript has 6 exons. Gene Ontology annotation, cellular component: epsilon DNA polymerase complex. Gene Ontology annotation, biological process: error-prone translesion synthesis; DNA-templated DNA replication.
CUUCCGGCCUUUCCCUCCAUACCAAAUCGAAAUAUCAGAGACGGGCAAUUAUCAGCUCACAGCCUGUUAUAAGCUUCUUUGUCUUUUCUCUCUAGCAUUUCCUCCGCUUUAUUCUCAGUUUCUCACAGCUUCUCAAAGCACAGCGGAGAACCAGAACUGAGUUAUUAGCUGCCGAGACAAUUAUAAUUCUACUUCUCAGUCCUUCUAAUCCCUCUCAGACUUGCACCUAGGCCCUUGGCAUUUGGUACCCCUUGUGCUGUAAUGUGCUUUUACAAUUUUGACAACUAAAAUAUGAGUGCCUCAGUGGUGAGGAAAAAGAUACAAAAGAAAUUCAAAAUUAGAGGGUAUACACUUAAAAUUGAUGCUCUUGAAGAGAUCCUCUCCUUUGUUAACCGCUUCGAAGGUGCUGAAGAUGAGGCCAUUGAUCUCCUCCUAGACCACCUUCAGUAUGAAUCACAGAAAGUGGGAGUGAAAUCUUCCAUAAUUGACAAGGAGCCAAUACACCGUGUUAUAAGUGGUUUAUUAGAAGCUGAUGAUGCAGUUGAGCAAACCUCAAGCGACACAGUUUCUUCUCAUGCUGCAAUUCGUGUGAUCGAUGCUUUCUUAGUCCCCAAAUUUCGCUUUGAUCCCAUCAAGAAGCAAUUUUAUCAGCAUACUGGGGGUCUAUCUGUUCAUGGUGGGUCUUCUGCCAAAUCUGCUCUUUACAAGGAUAGGUAUUUGUUGCUCUUCCAGAGAAUCUCUCACGAUCAGCAUUUUUCCAAACCUGCAUUUGACACUGAAAUGUCACAUUAUGGAAGCUGCGAGAUAGCUCCAAUUCAGUCUCUGGUUGGGCAAACAGGAAGACGAUGGGUCAUGGGUGUGAUAUCUCAAUUUGAGGAUGGCCAUUUCUACUUGGAAGAUCCUACUGCUUCAGUGGAAAUCAAUUUGUCUAAAGCAAAAAUAACUACAGGCUUUUUAUCAGAGAAUACAAUUGUUGUUGCAGAAGGUGAGAUGCUCUUGGAUGGUAUUUUUCAG